Aspergillus alliaceus is the source of this 1991-nucleotide messenger RNA. RefSeq names its product putative tetracycline transporter. Lineage: Eukaryota; Fungi; Ascomycota; Eurotiomycetes; Eurotiales; Aspergillaceae. The transcript has 2 exons. Gene Ontology annotation, biological process: transmembrane transport. Gene Ontology annotation, molecular function: transmembrane transporter activity. Gene Ontology annotation, cellular component: brush border membrane. The record is from RefSeq and is a predicted model, not a curated record. The coding region runs from base 642 to 1991 and encodes 449 amino acids.
AACAAGAGCUCGGAAGGCUAUGGUAGAGUAUGUUGGCCAUCGUCUUUCCAAGCUUUCCUUGCUCUACGUUACCUUUCUUUUGGGAUGAUAAGCUCCAAAAGUUAGUUUCUGGUUGUACAUGUCUUGCAUCUUUUGAGCGUGCAUGGUAUAUUGCUCUUUAAUUUCUUGUCUUUUCUCCUCUUCCUUCUCGUGAGCGCUGCGGCUCCCAUGGGCCGCGCUUUCACUGACCAACGCUCUUCUUCUGUAUUUUAUUUCCUAAUUUUGUUGGCGCAUGGAGACGAUGGCUGGACCGUUGAAUGUGAAAGUAAUUGGGACCGAGACUGGCCGUUGACAGCCUGAGAGGAUAGGUUCAAUGUAGUACGCGUGCAGUUAGUCAAUGGAACCAGCGGCAGGUUUAUACAAAUCUUGAAUGUUUGUUUGUUUGUCUGAGGUCUGACAAAAGGCCGAGCCCUCCCGAUUACAUAAGGCGAGGGCAUGCGUUUUUAUUUUCCAAAGGUAGAACAUGUCUCUUCCUGCUCCUCCUUCAUGUUAAGACUAUUAAUUCCUUUCUUUUGUUUGUUCUUUUCGUCAUUCACUUUCUAAUUUUCUGUUUUCUUUCUCCCUACCCUCCUCCCUCUGCCUGCACAUCCAUAUCAAUCAUCAUGGCGCUAGCCGCUGAUCAGCAGAAGAGGAUCCUCAAGGUCUUGAUGACAUCUUUACUUCUGGAUUUGAUAUCCUUUACCUUCAUUUUACCGCUAUUCCCUUCUUUAUUAACUUUCUACCGCAACCAAGAUCCCUCCCCCACAUCUCUCUUGAAUCGCUUAUUCCACUACCUAAACGCUUACAAGAACGCUUUCGCCAAACCAAUCGACUCCCGCUAUGAUAUCGUUCUUCUAGGAGGUGUAAUGGGCUCUCUCUUUUCUCUCCUACAGGCCCUUGCCGCCCCAUUCAUCGGGCAUCUCUCCGACAAACAUGGCCGCAGAACGGCGCUUCUAUGCUCAAUGGCAGGCAAUACCAUCAGCGUCGCGCUCUGGGUUGCUGCCACAGAUUUCCGUACCUUCCUUGCUAGUCGCAUUGUUGGAGGGCUCAGUGAAGGCAACGUCCAAAUGGCUAAUGCCAUUGCGACUGAUAUUAGCGAUGUCAGUCAGAGAGGCUCAACCAUGGCAUUGGUGGGCGCUUGUUUUAGUGUUGCAUUUACCUGCGGCCCAGCGUUAGGGGCAGCUCUCUCCAACGUCACAAUCGUAGUUGCAAACCCUUUUGCAACGGCUGCGGGGGUAUCAUUCCUCUUGAUCCUUGUUGAGACAGUUUAUCUAUACCUUUGUCUCCCAGAGACACACCCUCGUCUCACUAAGCUCAGCCAGGCUAUGUCACAGUCUAACGCUACCAAGUCUACGAAUGAAAAAAGGGCAAAUUCGAUCCCACGCAAGCAUACCAACAGUCCAGUUAUGCUUAAUUUGAUUCAUUUCCUCUUCCUCCUGCCUUUCUCGGGUUUGGAAUUCUCACUUCCCUUUCUGACUGCAACAUUCUAUGCCGGACACAAAGCAAGUCCAUCUGCCCUAAACGGCCGUCUCUUGUCCAUGAUGGGACUGAUUGCAUCCUUGCUCCAGGGAACUGUCGUCCGACGCCUGCCCCCUCUCGUUACUGUCCGCGCUGGUGUGUUAGCUUGCGCCAUCUCGUUUUUUCUACUUGCUCGAGUCUCCUCUCUGCCCGGACUGUACGCCGCAGGUGGACUCCUGGCAGUUACUAGCGCCACUGUGGUAACCGGGCUGAACAGCCUGGGAAGCUUCGAGGCGCAGGAAGGGGAGCGAGGCGCUGUACUUGGCCGACUGAGAAGUUGGGGGCAGGUGGGCCGCGCAGCUGGCCCUCUGCUUUUCUGCUCCCUUUUUUGGUGGGCUGGGCGUGAGAUCGCCUAUACCACCGGGGGAUUUGUGAUGCUUGGUGUCUGCGUGGGAGUGUUUACGACCUUGAAGUCACCUCCUAUUGCAUCUACGGCUCAGAAGAAAAAAUUGUGA